UGUAUCCUUUGAAACAGUGCUGAGCUACUUUAACAAAUAUUAAAACAUCUUAAACUAAAUUAGGAAUAUGUAACUGAUGUCUGAAUUAUACUUUUACAUUUAAUAAGCAUUAUAAUUUUGUGGGCAAACAACAGUAUGCAGACAAUGUUUUGGAGCUUCCAAACCAAGAGUCUCGGGUUCAUUAUGGGAUCCAUCAUGGCAGUUAACUGCUUUUACAGUGUUUAGGUGCCAGGCGCUGUUUGGACACUUUACACAUACUAACUUAUCUAAUUCUCUCCACAGUCCUAUGAGGUAGAGACUUCUUAUCAUACUCGUUGAACAGAUAAGAAAACUGGCAGAAGGAGGUUAAGUAAUUUGCCUGAAGCCAAAGAGUGAGUAAGUAACAGAGAUGGAUUCCAGAUUCAGUUGCUCUUAACCACCUGCAACUGCCAAGAUGGAAUAAAACCAUUUCAAAGAAUGCGUAACCCCUUGCUUUUGGGAAAUAAUAGUGUUUUCACAGCGUCUAUACUCUGAACAGUUUUCUUCUCUGUAAACUAGUGCCACCCUUCCAGGCAUCCUCAUUACUCCCUCCCCUCCCCGUCUGGCUUCAGAACCCUUUCUCCUCUCCACUGGUCCAAAGCCUCAGUGUUUCGAAAUAACAGCAAAGUCACCUGCAACCCUCAGGUGGAGUGGUUCUAAAUUUCUGGUGGCCAGAGGGCACUUAGGAGCAGGGGAUUCAGCCCAAUAAGGCUCAAAGCAGAGCUGUGGGUGGGGCCAACGGAGGGGGUGGGAACUGAGCCCAGGCUGACUUGCCUACAUUGUGAAGCCGGCUGCUCAGAGCGGAGCCAUGAGCUGGACCUGCCCGCGUUGCCAGCAACCUGUUUUCUUCGGUGAGGCCUAGGCUGAGGAAGGGGAGAAGAUGGGGCGAGAGAGAGCUGUUGGGUUCCUUGAGAAUGCAAGGAGUUGGUGACAGUGUGCUCCCAGACCCCCUUUCUACCUGUGGGGCGCAGGGCACUUGGGCAGGGGAUGGAGCUGGCCUCCGGGAGACACUCCCCACUGUCUCUAGGAAUCAGGGCGGGCAGGACCGAGAGGGGAAAGGAGGGCACCUGUUGGACUGGGCCCCCACUACCCAGUUCCACCUUGUCCCCGACAGCAGAGAAGGUGAGCUCCCUGGGCAAGAACUGGCACCGCUUCUGCCUGAAAUGUGAGCGCUGCCACAGCGUCCUGUCCCCAGGAGGGCAUGCAGAGCACAACGGGAGACCAUAUUGCCACAAGCCAUGCUAUGGGGCUCUCUUUGGACCCAGGGGGGUGAACAUUGGUGGUGUGGGCUCCUACCUCUACAAAUCCCCAACUCCCAGCCCUGCCAACAACACCCCCCUCAGCCUCAGCAGCUUCAGCCCCCCCAGACCCAGGACUGGCCUCCCCCAGGGCAAGAAAAGCCCUCCCCACAUGAAGACAUUCACUGGGGAGACGUCACUGUGCCCCAGCUGUGAGGAACCCGUCUAUUUUGCUGAGAAGGUGAUGUCUUUGGGCAGAAAUUGGCACCGACCCUGUCUGAGGUGCCAGAGGUGCCGGAAGACCCUGACUGCUGGGAGUCACGCUGAGCAUGACGGCGUCCCCUACUGCCACAUUCCCUGCUAUGGCUACCUGUUUGGCCCCAAAGGUGUGAACAUUGGUGAUGUGGGCUGCUACAUCUAUGACCCUGUGGAGAUAAAAUCCAAAUGAGAUGCUCACAGGAGAGGUCACCCUAAUUCAGGCCUCCCAUCAUCCCCUCCAUGGUCCAGUGGGAGCUACAGAAUUCUC
Messenger RNA from Vicugna pacos (alpaca), 1782 nucleotides. RefSeq names its product cysteine rich protein 3 (gene CRIP3). The record is from RefSeq and is a predicted model, not a curated record. NCBI's taxonomy places the organism in Eukaryota, Metazoa, Chordata, Mammalia, Artiodactyla, Camelidae.